AUGUAACCCAUUUAUAAUCAAACAUUUUCAACACCAAGAUAAUAAGUUUAAAUUUCACCAUAACAAUAAAUCAGCAAUAAUUACAAUUAAUUGAUGAUGUAAUAUUCUGAAUUAGAACAAGAAAUUUAUACUCAAAGAACAGAUAAUCAUGUUAAAUAUUAAUAAAUUGUAACCAAAAUUGACAACAUUUAUAAUGAAUUAACCUACAAUAUAAAUUAACUUCAAUAUUCAUCACGCUAAGAUUACUAAUAGUUGCUACAAGAAUUAAAAUCUCAAAGAGAACAAAAUAUUUAAAUGUUGUCAGCCAUUGCAUAAAGACAAUAAGCUAAUAAACAGUAAUAAUUUAAUGGAAAUAAAUAAAAUCAAUCUGAAAAUUAUUAUGAUUAUAUAGAUUAAUAAGAGUAGUAAAUUAUAGAAGAUCUAUAAACUUUAGAUAGCUACAAACAGUAGAAAUAUGACAAUUAUGAUCUAAUGCCAACCAACUCAAGAAUUCAAAUGAAUUAUUUGUCACCUACAGGUCAUCAAAGAAUCAGUUCUAAUUACAAUAGCAUUUAACAAUAGAAAUAACAUACACCUUUGUUAUCAACUCAUUAUUCAUAAAAUACACCAUAGGGGCAAUAUUUCAAUUAAUUAAGAUAAAAUUAUGGUAUCAUAGAAUUUUCUGAAAAUAAUAACUCUGAUUAACAACAAAAAAAUAAUAUAUAUAAAUCUUAAUAUGAUAAGGUAUAAUAAUAAGGCAGAUACUAAAUUAAUACAUAGGGAGAAUAUUUAAAUAAAAGUCCAAUUCUCAUUACUAAUGAAGAGUAUAUAGCUGAUUAAAGAAAUUCAUAUUAUCCAAUGAAUGUUAGUGCUUAACCAGAUAAUGAAUUGUCAAUGCAUUAAUAAAUUUAACCUUAAAAAUCUUCAUUAAAUCAAUUGGGAAUUAUUCCGAUGCAUAAACAUAAACCUAUUUUUGAAUAAUAAGUCACUAAUAAAUCAAGGAUAACCGAACCAAAUUAAGGUUAAAAUAUUAAAGAAAUUUCGAUAGAAAAAUAACCAAUUCUAAAUAAUGAUUUAGAAUAUUAAUUAUUUCAAUAAUAAUAAACACCAAGUAGAAGAUAAAAUUCUUAAUAAAGUCUUCCUUAGAAUUUUCAUUUAUAAUAACCUAGUUAGAUUCAUUAAAAAGAGAAAAUAUUUGAUUUAUCGAAUAUCAAUUUGAGUAGGGAUAAAUCAAUAAUAUAAUAAUAAUAAUAAUAAUAAUAAUAAUAAUAAUAAUAAUAAUAAUAAUAAUAAUAAUAAUAAUAAUAAUAAAUACUUAAUAUAUCAUAAUUUGAAUAUCAUGAUAUAAAUAAAAAUGAAUAAAUUCUUCCUGUUGAAGUUUAAAAUUUAAAUUAACUAAAUUAAUCAUAAUAAAGUUAUAUUAUGGAUUUGCAUGGUAAUUUAGGCUAUGAUUAAUUUUAUUAAUAUCUCUGUUAACAAUAUCCAAUAAAAAAUUAAUACCUUUAAAUAAACAAUAAACCUAAUCAUGGAGAUUAAAGAAUUUUAAGAUAAGAUUAAGAAGCCUUAGAUUUAAUGUAGUAUAUAUAUUGUACUAUGUGUGAUUAAUUCAUUUCAAUAAAGUAAGCAAAUAAUCAUCUAAAUUUCUGCAUAAAUAAUAAACAAAGUAAAUAACCACAGGACGAUAAAUAUUUAGACUUAUUUAUUUGUUGUACAGAUCCGAUGAAUUAAUAUAUUGAAACUAGAGACUAAAAAUAAAGAAGAUUAAUAAAUGAAUUGACAAAGAUUAAAUAUUUAAUUGAAGUAGCUCUAAAAUAAAAAGAGUAUACACCUGAGCAACAGAAAUAAAAAUAAUAUUGCUUGUUUGCUCUUGAAAUCUUAAAUUUAAUAAUAGAAAAUCCAAAAAAUCAAUCUAUGAAUUAACAAACUUAAGAUUUAGUAAGUGUUUAUUAGGUCUUAGAUUAAUAGUAAUAUAACUUUUAUAAAUAGAUUGUUUUUUUAUUACAAAAAGCUAAUAUAAGAAUUUCCUAAUUAAUUUAAUGA
Paramecium pentaurelia is the source of this 2019-nucleotide messenger RNA. Lineage: Eukaryota; Ciliophora; Oligohymenophorea; Peniculida; Parameciidae. The record is from the annotation of a GenBank genome assembly.